AUGUCGCCAGGCAAUUUUACGCGAGAACUCGACCUGACGCUCGACUGGUCGACAACGUACAGCGACCUGAAGCAUGUGAGGGAUGCCGUCUUGAAGGCACCUCAGAUCCUGAAGCUGCGGUUGGACUACGGGAACCAUAACGGACCCACGACGGAUAUUGCCAACCGUGGCAAGCGAGGCAAUCCGCUAUUCCAGAUCAUGAUGCAGCACCCGCAUUUGGUUCAAAUUGAUAUUGUCGGCUCCGAUGGGUUCUUUUCAAGAUCGGCCAACAGUGCCUUUGAGGACACAAACUCGCUGACGGGGUUUAAGGGUGAUAGCUGCAAGUCGGUGUCGGCACCUUCGAGUCGGAAGGACAGUCUGGCUUCAGAAAUGUCGAUAUCAUCGUCGACAGCCACAGGAAUGCCGAUGGUUUCGUUGGCAUUUACGACAUUGUCUCUGGGAACCCUAAGGGAAAGUGAAAGAGCAACACAAGAGGCCCUGACGAUGCAACUGCGGGAGGUCCAUAUCCAUGCCGGAAAACUAUCAAGCCCUUGA
Molecule: messenger RNA, 534 nt
Organism: Linnemannia hyalina
Lineage: Eukaryota; Fungi; Mortierellomycota; Mortierellomycetes; Mortierellales; Mortierellaceae
Source: the annotation of a GenBank genome assembly